CGCAUGCUCCGUGCGGGGGCGGGGCUCCAGCCCCCGGAAGCGUUCUCUCCCAGGCCGCAUUUCUUUCCUGUGCGAGGCCGGGCUAAUGCUUCUGUCGUCUCUGGUCUUACCUCUGGGUUAACAAUCAAGAUGGUACAUGCUGAAGCCUUUUCUCGUCCAUUGAGUCGGAACGAAGUUGUCGGUUUAAUUUUUCGUUUAACAAUCUUUGGUGCAGUAACAUACUUCACUAUCAAAUGGAUGGUAGAUGCCAUUGACCCCACCAGGAAGCAGAAGGUGGAAGCUCAGAAACAGGCGGAAAAACUGAUGAAGCAAAUUGGUGUGAAAAAUGUGAAGCUUUCAGAGUAUGAGAUGAGUAUUGCUGCUCAUCUGGUAGACCCUCUUAAUAUGCACGUUACUUGGAGUGAUAUAGCAGGUUUAGAUGAUGUUAUUACAGAUCUGAAAGACACAGUCAUCCUACCUAUCAAAAAGAAGCAUUUGUUUGAGAAUUCCAGACUUCUGCAGCCUCCCAAAGGUGUUCUCCUGUAUGGACCUCCGGGCUGUGGGAAAACAUUAAUUGCCAAAGCGACAGCCAAAGAAGCGGGCUGUCGAUUUAUUAACCUUCAGCCUUCCACACUGACAGAUAAGUGGUAUGGAGAAUCUCAGAAACUGGCUGCUGCUGUCUUCUCCCUGGCCAUAAAGCUACAGCCGUCUAUCAUAUUUAUCGAUGAAAUAGACUCAUUUCUACGAAAUCGUUCCAGUUCCGACCACGAAGCUACAGCGAUGAUGAAAGCCCAGUUUAUGAGUCUUUGGGAUGGACUGGACACUGAUCACAGCUGCCAGGUCAUAGUGAUGGGAGCUACCAAUCGUCCUCAAGACCUUGACUCUGCUAUAAUGAGAAGAAUGCCCACAAGAUUUCAUAUUAACCAGCCUGCUCUAAAGCAAAGAGAAGCAAUUUUAAAACUCAUCUUGAAAAAUGAAAAUGUGGAUAGACAUGUAGAUCUUCUAGAAGUUGCCCAGGAAACUGAUGGGUUUUCAGGAAGUGACCUAAAAGAAAUGUGUCGAGAUGCUGCCCUCCUCUGCGUCAGGGAAUAUGUCAAUUCUACAUCAGAAGAAAGUCAUGACGAAGAUGAAAUCCGGCCUGUGCAGCAGCAGGACUUGCAUCGGGCAAUUGAGAAGAUGAAGAAAUCAAAGGAUGCAGCGUUUCAGAGCGUUCUGACUCACGUUUGUUUAGAUUAGGAGUAAAGAUCGUUUGUGUGCUUCAGUGAUCUCGUGGGACGGGCUCUCAUCUGUACAGCAGUGAGGGAGAUCCAGACUUGUGGUUUUCUACUCAGAUCUCUGGUCUGUUAUAUAAAUGGUGUUCCUGCUUGUCAGAAAUCAUGAGGAGGAAGCUGAGUGCGGCCUGAGUGUGGGUGCUUGUUUGACCUUUUUAGCCAUAUGCUGUUAUAGCCUUAUAGAGUCUAAGCUGGUCUUAUGUAGUCAGUGAUUUGUUGAGUCAUUAGUAAGGAAUGGGGUGUGGUUAGGUGCUGGUUUCUAGACAUGUG
Molecule: messenger RNA, 1520 nt
Organism: Rattus rattus (black rat)
Lineage: Eukaryota; Metazoa; Chordata; Mammalia; Rodentia; Muridae
Gene: Atad1
Product: ATPase family AAA domain containing 1
Exons: 10
Coding region: 4-1215 (403 amino acids)
Cellular component (GO): mitochondrial outer membrane
Molecular function (GO): ATP binding; ATP hydrolysis activity
Source: RefSeq, a predicted model, not a curated record